AUGGAUGCUUCAGAGAUAAGACAGAGAGUCAAGCGCUUCCGAAUCCUCAUUAUCGGAAGAGCGAAUGCAGGAAAAACCACCAUCCUGCAGAGGGUUUGUAAUACACGCGAGAACCCAGAAAUAUAUGAUAGCGCCGGUGAAAAGGUGCGAAACAUGAUAUCAGUCUACUACUAUUUUCAGCGCGGACUGCAUGAUAUCGAAAAUGAAUUGGUCUUUCAAAGUAACCCUGAAUUUGUCUUCCAUGAUUCACGCGGGUUUGAGGCUGGAGGACAGUUCGAGUUUGACAAAGUGAAGGCUUUUAUCACAAGUCGUUCUAACAAGAGACUCAGUUUGGAUGGUCGAAUCCAUGUGAUAUGGUAAUCGGUCGAUUUUUAGUGUGGGCUAUCUCACAUCUUUGGCAAAGGUACUGCAUUCCGAUGGAUGAGGAUGCCAGGUCUUUCACGGAAGCGGAAGUCAAGUUUUUUACUCAGUGCGACACUGG
Suillus discolor is the source of this 481-nucleotide messenger RNA. RefSeq lists its product as uncharacterized. The transcript is spliced from 2 exons. The record is from RefSeq and is a predicted model, not a curated record. NCBI's taxonomy places the organism in Eukaryota, Fungi, Basidiomycota, Agaricomycetes, Boletales, Suillaceae. Gene Ontology annotation, molecular function: GTPase activity; GTP binding. The coding region runs from base 1 to 360 and encodes 119 amino acids.